CUUAUCAGGUCUUUCAUAAAAUAAUUUUUUAUGCUUUUUUCGGUGACUAAUUGCGUCACUCGCGCACUCAACCGUUCUCUCUCUCCAAUAAGACCGUCAUGCCACUGCCGUCUGUGCCGCUGCUUGAACCUGAAUCAUCUAUGGAGCCAGAAUCAUCAACUCCUCCCUCUUCACUUUGGGAUCAAAUUUUCGAAUUCACAGCUAAGGCUAGAGAUGCAUACAAAAGAAGGCCAAUCCCCUAUUGGAUUCUUCUCAUUCUUGGAAUCAUAGCAAUGCUCGUGGCAUUUCCUGCUUCCAGCAUCCUGUCUCGCGUUUAUUAUGAUAAUGGCGGCCAAAGCAAGUGGAUCAUAUCUUGGGUGUCUGUGGCUGGAUGGCCUCUAACCGCUCUGAUAUUGUUUCCUACGUACUUUGUUCAGAGAAUCUCUCCAACGCCGCUGAGUUUAAAACUCGCUCUAUCUUAUAUUUUUUUGGGUUUUCUAAGUGCUGCUGACAACCUUAUGUAUGCUUACGCCUAUGCAUACCUCCCUGCAUCUACUGCUUCACUGGUGGCAUCAUCUUCCCUUGUUUUUUCUGCGCUCUUCGGUUACCUUCUUGUCAAGAACCAAAUCAAUGCUUCGAUAAUAAAUUCUAUUGUUGUCAUAACUGCUGGAUUGACCAUUAUCGCAUUGGAUUCUAGCUCAGAUAGAUAUCCUGGCAUCAGUGACAGCCAGUACAUCAUGGGAUACGUGUGGGACAUAUUAGGGUCUGCUCUUCAUGGGCUUAUUUUUGCCCUCUCGGAGUUGGUCUUUGUGAAGUUAGUCGGAAGAAGGUCCUUCAUUGUUGUUCUGGAACAACAAGUUAUGGUAUCUCUUUUUGCAUUUGCGUUCACCACUGUAGGGGUUCUUCUGAGCCGUGAUUUUCAAGGAAUGGCAUCUGAAGCUAACAAUUUCAAAGGCGGUCGAGCAGCUUAUUACCUUGUAAUCAUUUGGGGUGCAAUCACAUUUCAGUUGGGGGUCUUAGGAGCCACCGCCGUUGUUUUCUUGGCUUCGACUGUGCUAGCAGGUGUGCUUAAUGCGGUCAGAACUCCGAUAACAAGCAUUGCUGCAGUGAUAUUGCUUCAUGACCCAAUGAGUGGUUUCAAGAUCCUCUCACUGUUGAUUACCGUAUGGGGAUUUGGCUCAUUUAUUUAUGGCAGUUCUAUGGGUGAAAAAUCAUCUUAAGAAAGCAGGUGUAGAAUGUCGGGAGUGGAUCCUCUCCAGUGAAGAAAAAUUGGAUGGUGUCAAUUGUGAUCUCUCACCCUUCAUUGCUCUCUCUCUCAUAUUAAUUUUUUCUCACUUAUAAAGUUAAUGGUGAGAGAUCAUACUUCAUUUCCUCAAGUGUUAAAAAAACUGGAGAGGAUCCAUUUUCGUAGAAUGUGGAGUCCAGUAACCUAGUCCACUUUCUAGUUGAAUGAUGAAUAUACCUCUGUCGGAAGGGCUGCAUUAAAUGUUGUAUGUUUAUAGGAGUAUAAGACUCAAUUUCUUAUUGACUAGUAUGUUUUAUAUGCAGGCCUCAAUUAUUCGUGUGUAAUAUAGGCUCAUUUUUUUAAAAA
Arachis ipaensis is the source of this 1570-nucleotide messenger RNA. Its product is annotated as putative purine permease 5. Gene Ontology annotation, molecular function: purine nucleoside transmembrane transporter activity. NCBI's taxonomy places the organism in Eukaryota, Viridiplantae, Streptophyta, Magnoliopsida, Fabales, Fabaceae. Gene Ontology annotation, cellular component: membrane. The record is from RefSeq and is a predicted model, not a curated record.